AUGUGUGAAUUUAUAUAUGGUGUGAGAACAACAAAAGGCGAAAAAUACUCAAGAGCUUCCUUGAAAAAUGCUGUUGCCUCAAUAAGCCGUCAUCUUAAAAAUUCCAAAUCACAAUGGAAUUAUAAUCUUUUAGAUAAAAAGAAUUUUCCAAAACUUCAUGCCACACUUGAUGGUACCUUAAAAGAAAUGAAAAGAUUAGGAAUAGGUGCUCCAAAACCACAUGAAGGUUUAACAAAUGAGAAAUUAAAAAUUAUCUUAUCUAAUAAUGCCAUGUCUUCAAAUGAACCUGAAAGCUGGAAUUCGCAACUAUCUUAA
Molecule: messenger RNA, 315 nt
Organism: Funneliformis geosporum
Lineage: Eukaryota; Fungi; Glomeromycota; Glomeromycetes; Glomerales; Glomeraceae
Source: the annotation of a GenBank genome assembly